Molecule: messenger RNA, 1638 nt
Organism: Alternaria atra
Lineage: Eukaryota; Fungi; Ascomycota; Dothideomycetes; Pleosporales; Pleosporaceae
Exons: 2
Coding region: 1-1638 (545 amino acids)
Biological process (GO): RNA processing
Molecular function (GO): RNA ligase (ATP) activity
Source: RefSeq, a predicted model, not a curated record
AUGCCUGCCAUACGAGUGACUGUCGCCUCGAAUGCGCAACAAACACAAAAGGCUCCAGUGAUUAUACCCGCUUCUGCAUCCACUGAUCCUGUAGCUUCUUCAUCUAUCCGAGCACUUAUCUUCAAGAAUGCUCAAUCAAAGCUGCGCCUAAAGAAGCCUACCCGCAUCUUUGUUGGGCAUACUGGACAAGAGCUGUUGACUGAAGCAGACUGGAAAACCCAUAUCGAAAAUGAUAUCUUGCUGCUCAUCUCAACAGGAGAGGAAUAUGUUGGUGCUAAGAAAGAAUCGGAUGUAAAUGCAGACGCAAACCCACAAUGUCCAGUUGAAGUCCUAGCAUCCAAAGCGCCCGUUGGGUCGCUUUCUGUGACCCAGCUCACGACCACUGCACAUACGCUCCCCGGAAUUGUACAUGCUGUUGGUCAACCUGAUUUGCAUCCCGGCACUAAAUUUCCCAUUGGUGCAGUCUUCGCUUCGAAGAGAUGGAUUCAUCCUCCUCUGAUCGGAGGCGAUAUUGGGUGUGGUAUGGCCUGGUACAAGACUACACUGCCUCGAAGCCAAGUCGAUGGGGACAAGGGCAAGAAGGUUGCUGAAAAGCUUCGAGGGCUAGAGGGAAUAUGGCAGACUCAAGCGUACCGAGAAACAUGGCUAAUGGACGAGCAAGAACGCAGCUAUUCUGUAGGUCAGCAAUGGGACGUUGCGUUGGGUACCAUAGGAGCUGGAAACCAUUUUGCCGAGAUCCAGGUGGUUGAAGAAUCAUCACUUGCCAACAUAGACAACAGUCUCCACCAAGACGAUGUCGUUCUCCUAGUCCACUCAGGCUCUCGAGGAUUAGGAGGCAGUAUCCUCAAGAAGUAUACAACAGAGAUGCGCACCAGCUUUGAAGAGGGUAGUUCGGAUGCAACCGAAUACAUGAAAGAACACGACAAGGCCUGCGAGUGGGCGAAAGCAAACAGGGAUCUAAUCGCGUUGCGUUUCUUUGCAUGUCUUGAACCUGGCAACGAAGACUGGAAUCUGGGCAGAUCAGACGCAGGCAAUCUCGGCGAAGAAGGCAUCAAGAUGAUUCCAGUUGCCAAAGCGGCACUGAAGAGACGCAAGGUGGUCGACAUCUGGCACAACAACGUUGAGCGGGUGGCAUGGCCUCCAUCCGCACCUUGUCCAACUGGGAGAUAUGCAUGGAGUUUGAACGAUACUACUCAAGGGUACGUAUAUGUUCACAGGAAAGGUGCAGCACCGACGUACAACCCGAAGACUCAAUUACCGCUCAGCCUUGUUCCACUUCCCGGAUCCCGAGGCACACCGACGCUCAUUCUCCAACCUACGUUCUCAGCCUCCAACUCAUGGGGUCUAAAGAACGGACUUUCGCUCGCCCACGGUGCAGGACGCGCCAUGUCUCGGGCAAAAGCGCUGUCAACCUUGGCUCAGAAGUACAAAGGCCAAAAUAUUCUGGAGCCACGAUCGACGGACACUGAAGGCACGUGGGUCAUCUGUGACGAGAAGGACCUUGUUUUUGAAGAAGCUCCAGACGCAUACAAAGAUGUUCAGGCCGUCGGGCAGGAUCUGGUAGAUGCCGGUGCGGCACAUGUUGUCGGCUGGUGUCGCGCUAGGAUCAGCUAUAAGGUCAGAAAUGAGACACGUUGA